This is a messenger RNA of Dibothriocephalus latus, 207 nucleotides long. Lineage: Eukaryota; Metazoa; Platyhelminthes; Cestoda; Diphyllobothriidea; Diphyllobothriidae. The record is from the annotation of a GenBank genome assembly.
AUGCCCGGUCCCCACGGUUUCAGUGGAACCAAGAACAAUGGCCUGUUCGUCCUACGAAUCCACGCAGAGCAGCGUCUCAUCCUGACCAAUACCUGCUUUCGCCUUCCGCUUCAGUACAAAGCGACUCGGAUGCAUCCGCAGUCCCGGCAGUGGCAUCUCCUGGACUAUGCCCCGUCAGGCGGUGUGACCAACAGGACGUACUGGUGA